UCCUGCCGGAUGAACGCUGUCAGCAUCGGGGAGUUCCACGGCCUGCGGGUGGGCUCCGCCCUGGUCAGCAUCGUGGCGGGGUGCAUCAUUAUUGGGGUGUCCCGAGACUGCGACGCCGACGCCGUGGGGGGCAUCUUCCUCGGAGCUGGUGGGCUGGGUCUCAUGAUCUCAGUCUACCCCUUCAUAAGAGCCUGGCUCAACUUCCACCACAUCCUGCCUACUCUAGGGAACCUGCGCAUCCACCCCACUCAGGCGAACCCCACCGCGGAGCUCUCCGCUGAGGCCCUGAGGCGGGAAGCCACACAGAGCCAGCUGAAUCUUGAGCGCACCAAGAGCAGGAUGGGGACCCUCCAGGACAGGCCAGCGGCCGAGGCCUCUGUGGAUGAGGGGCCUUCCGACGUCCCUGAUAUCAUUGCUCGUCGGAAGCCCAAACAGUCCUCGGAUAUCGACGUCCCAUGAUCCUCUCUUCUCCCCGGGCCACGUCUGAAAUGGCCACCUGAAGCAUCCCCUCUUGGAAUAGAAUUUGACCAUACAGAUCCCAAGAGGUUCCUUUAUAUCCUUUCAGAACCAUGUCGCUUAGAUAAAUCAUUACAGGUGGAAAAAAAUGAAUUUGUCAUCAAGUGUAAGAGUCUUAUUAUGGACAAAGGACAGCAGAGUAUACCCAUUCUCUUUUUUAGAGAUAAUUGAGUUUUUUUUUUUUUUUUUACUUCCUUUUGGGAUCAGCACUCAUUGUGGAAGUACAUUUGUUGAAGUGCAAAAUCUUUUUAGCGUAUACCCAAGAUGUAUUUGGUGUAAGAUUCUGUAGUUUAAGUUAAUAUUUAAAAAUAAGUUGACCAUCUGAAAAUAAUGUUGGCAAUGUGCCUACACACAAACACCCACACUUUUUGUCUAGGGCUUGCUUUGUUUUCCAUUAAAAUCAUAUUAAAGUUCGGAGGCACACACAUUAAUCCAGAGAA
Messenger RNA from Anguilla anguilla (European eel), 956 nucleotides. It is a transcript of the gene kncn, whose product is annotated as kinocilin. The record is from RefSeq and is a predicted model, not a curated record. Lineage: Eukaryota; Metazoa; Chordata; Actinopteri; Anguilliformes; Anguillidae. The coding region runs from base 10 to 459 and encodes 149 amino acids. The transcript is spliced from 5 exons.